AUGAAACCAUCCAAAGUUACAUUGUUAAAUCCUCGAACCAACGAAUAUGAAUUUCUCGGUCCCAUUGGGGCCUCCCUCAUGAUAACUGUUCUUCCUGGGAUACUUUAUCUACUUCAUCUGGGCUGCACUCCAAAAGGAUGCCCUAGUCUCGAAUUAGUGAAAAAUCUUCCAACACCUUCAUAUUUUAUAUCACUCUUUACUCUCGAUAAUUUCUUCCAAUUAUUUGACCUUCACGCAUUCUUGAUAUACAUUGCAUAUUUAUUGUAUCUUGUGGUCAGCUGGUACUUGUUACCAGGUCGUUGGAUCCAAGGAACCACUUUACGCGAUGGCAAUAAGUUACUAUACAAAGAGAAUGGAUUCAAGAGUCUUGUCAUUACUAUUGGAGGCAUGCUUGCGAUAAUUUUGUUCAAAGGAUCAGACUCGGUUUUAUUUAUUUCGGAAAAAUUUAUUGGAUUGAUGACUGCUUCAGUUUUGGUAUCAUAUACUCUGGCUAUUUGUGUCUAUUUAGCGUCUUUUAGAAAAGGAUAUGUGCUAUUGGCGCUUGGUGGAAAUUCUGGAAAUGUUAUUUAUGAUUUUAUGAUAGGACGCGAAUUAAAUCCACGUAUUGGAUGGUUUGAUAUAAAGUAUUUUGUCGAACUACGAGUAGGAAUAUUCGCAUGGGUCAUACUGAAUAUAACAAUGGCUGCGAAACAAUAUGAUGAUCUAGGCGAUUUAACAAUAGGAAUGUUCCUAGUAAUUCUUUUUCAGGGCUGGUAUGCUGUAGAUUCUGCGUACAAUGAGUCAGCAGUCUUAACAACAAUGGACAUCACAACCGACGGAUUCGGAUGGAUGCUCUCGUUCGGAAAUAUUUCUUGGCUUGGAUUUGUGUAUGGCUUACAAACACGAUAUCUCGCUAUGCAUCCCGUGCAUCUAUCAUGGUUGCAAACGGCGCUUAUCGUGUGUAUCCAGUCUGUGGGAUAUACCAUUUUUCGAAGUGCCAAUAAUGAGAAGAACCUGUUUCGAAAUGAUCCUGGGGAUGUGAGAGUUAAACAUUUAAAGUAUAUUACUACAGAUGCAGGCUCGCGUCUUAUUAUUUCUGGAUGGUGGGGAAGAGCUCGGCAUAUUAAUUAUCUAGGUGAUUGGAUCAUGUCAUGGGCAUGGUGCCUGCCAUGCGGAUUCGACAACAUCUUUCCAUAUUUCUACAUUCUCUAUUUCGCCAUACUAUUAAUACAUCGUGAAUUACGUGACGAGGAAAAGUGUCGUCGUAAAUACGGAAAAGACUGGACACGGUAUUGCGAGAUUGUGCGAUGGCGGAUUAUUCCUGGCAUUUACUAA
This is a messenger RNA of Ambispora gerdemannii, 1314 nucleotides long. Lineage: Eukaryota; Fungi; Glomeromycota; Glomeromycetes; Archaeosporales; Ambisporaceae. The record is from the annotation of a GenBank genome assembly.